UAUCCCGAAGUUGGAGUUACUUGAAACGACAUCGUUUCAGGGAAGGGAGUGAAGUGAUAGAGGAAACCGUAGAACAGUGGUGGAAAAAUGAAGGCAUUGGGAUGGUGGCUGAUAGCGGUAGGCACGCUUCGAUUGGCCUCCGUGUGGUUCGGUUUCUUCGACAUUUGGGCUCUUCGACUCGCCGUCUUCUCCAACACUACAAUGACUGAAGUUCAUGGGCGCACAUUUGGAACUUGGACUCUGUUGACCUGCACCCUUUGCUAUAUCUGCGCAUUCAACCUUGAAAAUAAGCCUCUCUACCUGGCUACUUUCUUGUCAUUCAUCUAUGCAUUGGGUCAUUUCUUGACCGAAUAUCUAAUUUAUCAUACAAUGGAGAUUAAGAAUCUGACUACUGUUGGCAUAUUUGCAGGAACAUCGAUAAUAUGGAUGCUAUUGCAAUGGAAUGCACACUCGAAAGUCCACUUGAAGCACUCUUAGCCUGCAAAAAGAGAUGGGGCAAAAGUGCUCUACUGUGAUUGGUGGUAUUGGACCGUUAGGUACAAGAGAUGCAGCUCUAGAUAUCUCAUCCUUUUAUUUGAUUUUGAAGACAUUUCAUGUUGAUACAAAUAUGUUCGUUUAGCAAUUGCGGUUUACAAAAUCAUGGAUGCAGUGCUUCACCAUGUUUUUUUUAAGGUAUGCCAAGGUAGAAGGGGGAAAGUAUCCCAACUAUGUUGGCACCCUAACCCUCAACCACCAAAACAACAAAACUGAUGAUAGCCAUGCUAGCUUGUUGUUAAAAAUGCAAGUAACUAUUAGCUUUGCUCCGCUUUGCAGUAACUGAUUUUGAAGAGAUGAGAUCCCUGCUGUCUGGAAUUUUGAAGACGAAUUCUAAUCCUAUUAAUUUUCUGUUUAAUGAGCUUCUUGUAUUGCUGAA
Glycine soja is the source of this 913-nucleotide messenger RNA. RefSeq names its product ergosterol biosynthetic protein 28-like. Bases 88 to 477 code for a protein of 129 amino acids. The record is from RefSeq and is a predicted model, not a curated record. NCBI's taxonomy places the organism in Eukaryota, Viridiplantae, Streptophyta, Magnoliopsida, Fabales, Fabaceae. Gene Ontology annotation, cellular component: membrane; endoplasmic reticulum. Gene Ontology annotation, molecular function: protein-macromolecule adaptor activity. The transcript has 3 exons.